ACUGCUAAAGCUGACGUCGACUUCUGCAGCAAAAUGGCGACGUUGACAGCAGCCGUGCAGACGAACCAUCCCAAUUCGAUAUUAUCCCGAAAACAGACAAAAGGGACGACCCAGAGCGGAGCAAAUAAGAUGGGCAAAGGUGUGCUUUUAUGUCUGACACUAGCCUCUUUGAUGAGCCCAGCGUUGGCUGAUGGAAAGACUCUGGUCCUGCUGGACAACGUGAAUAUCCGAGACACCCAUUCAAUCUUCUUCCGCAGUCUCGCAGAUCGUGGUUUUGACCUGUCAUUCAAGACAGCAGAUGACCCCUCUCUGUCGCUGAUCAAAUAUGGCCAGUUUCUCUAUGACCAUUUAAUCAUCUUUGCACCAUCUGUGGAAGAUUUCGGAGGAAACAUCAAUGUGGAGACCAUUACAUCAUUCAUCGACGGCGGUGGAAACGUCCUUGUUGCUGCCAAUUCAGACAUUGGUGACCCUUUAAGAGAGCUGGGCAGUGAAUGUGGCAUUGAAUUUGAUGAGGAGAAGACCGCCGUAAUCGAUCAUCACAACUUUGAUGUGUCCGAUCCUGGCGAGCACACUUUAAUCGUCGCCGACCCAGAGAACCUGUUGAAGGCCCCAACUAUUGUGGGAACGCCCACCAACAAACCCAUUCUGUUCAAGGGUGUCGGCAUGGUGGCAGACCCAGAAAACCCCCUUGUCCUGGACAUUCUGACCGGCUCCUCCACCUCCUACUCCUUCUUCCCCGACAGGCCUAUCUCUCAGUACCCCCAUGCAGUUGGUAAGAACACCCUGCUGAUUGCCGGCCUCCAGGCCCGCAACAACGCCAGGGUGGUCUUCAGUGGCUCCAUGCACUUCUUCAGUGACGCCUUCUUCAACUCCCCUGUACAGAAGGCUACUCCUGGAUCCGAAAGAUUUGAGCAGACUGGCAACCUGGAGCUGGCUGAGGCUCUGUCCAGCUGGGUGUUCAAGGAGGCCGGGGUCCUCCGCGUGGGAGCCGUCACCCAUCGCAAAGUGGGCGAGACCACUCCCCCCGCCGCCUACACCAUCGCUGAUCUGGUGGAGUACAGCGUGGUCAUUGAGAUGCUCUCUGAGGGCCGUUGGGUUCCCUUCAACGGUCACGACAUUCAGCUGGAGUUUGUGAGGAUCGACCCCUUCGUCAGGACGUACCUCAAGAAGAACGGAGGCAAAUAUAGUGUUGAGUUCACACUGCCUGAUGUCUAUGGAGUGUUCCAGUUCAAAGUAGACUACAACAGACUAGGAUACACGCAUCUGUACUCUGCCACUCAGGUAUCUGUGCGUCCAUUGCAGCACACUCAGUACGAGCGCUUCAUCCCAACUGCCUAUCCCUAUUAUGCUAGUGUCUUCUCAAUGAUGGCGGGCCUCUUCGUCUUCAGCAUCGUCUUUUUGCACAUGAAAGAAAAGGAGAAAUCUGAUUAAGGACGUGAAAAAAAUGUGUCAUUGCGAUUUGAGUUAGAGCGUGAGGGUAUUUGUGACUUGAUACGAUAGAAACUUUGUACUUCAGCCCUCUUUGAAAGUUUGGCUUAUGUUGGGUUAUCUGGUGGAUAAAUAAACAUUUUUUGGAGGCCUUAAAAUAUCUUCCAAUUGUUUGGGAUGGUUGGGACUUUUUGUACCAAAAAUAAACAUGCCAUGGCCUGUACACUAUUAAUUUCGUCGUAAUUGAAAUACAGUUGCUGUAAAUACAGAAAGUCAGAUUUAACUAAAUUGUUUCCCAUUAUGUGGAUAUGGGGAAGGGAUCCGGUAAAUACAUGCACUGAAUUUUGUUUUAGCAAUCAGGAUUUUUUUAUGUUACUAGUUUGAAACAGCUUGAGUUUGUCCAUGCCACAAUAAAAAAAUAUUCACAUUCCA
Molecule: messenger RNA, 1860 nt
Organism: Gadus macrocephalus (Pacific cod)
Lineage: Eukaryota; Metazoa; Chordata; Actinopteri; Gadiformes; Gadidae
Gene: ddost
Product: dolichyl-diphosphooligosaccharide--protein glycosyltransferase subunit (non-catalytic)
Exons: 11
Coding region: 34-1431 (465 amino acids)
Cellular component (GO): endoplasmic reticulum membrane; oligosaccharyltransferase complex
Source: RefSeq, a predicted model, not a curated record